This is a messenger RNA of Pongo pygmaeus (Bornean orangutan), 3068 nucleotides long. It is a transcript of the gene PNISR, whose product is annotated as PNN interacting serine and arginine rich protein. The record is from RefSeq and is a predicted model, not a curated record. NCBI's taxonomy places the organism in Eukaryota, Metazoa, Chordata, Mammalia, Primates, Hominidae. The transcript is spliced from 10 exons. The coding region runs from base 126 to 2489 and encodes 787 amino acids.
UCUUGUCUUGUUCCCGAAGAAGUAGAAGCAUCGAAAGCGUUGGAGAGGUUAUUACCGGAACGGCGGCGACAAGGGUGUUCCCGAACUAGAGUGGAUAGAAAAUCAAGUAUAUUUUAAAAGAAGGGAUGUGGGAUCAAGGAGGACAGCCUUGGCAGCAGUGGCCCUUGAACCAGCAACAAUGGAUGCAGUCAUUCCAGCACCAACAGGAUCCAAGCCAGAUUGAUUGGGCUGCAUUGGCCCAAGCUUGGAUUGCCCAAAGAGAAGCUUCAGGACAGCAAAGCAUGGUAGAACAACCACCAGGAAUGAUGCCAAAUGGACAAGAUAUGUCUACAAUGGAAUCUGGUCCAAACAAUCAUGGGAAUUUCCAAGGGGAUUCAAACUUCAACAGAAUGUGGCAACCAGAAUGGGGAAUGCAUCAGCAACCCCCACACCCCCCUCCAGAUCAGCCAUGGAUGCCACCAACACCAGGCCCAAUGGACAUUGUUCCUCCUUCUGAAGACAGCAACAGUCAGGACAGUGGGGAAUUUGCCCCUGACAACAGGCAUAUAUUUAACCAGAACAAUCACAACUUUGGUGGACCACCCGAUAAUUUUGCAGUGGGGCCAGUGAACCAGUUUGACUAUCAGCAUGGGGCUGCUUUUGGUCCACCGCAAGGUGGAUUUCAUCCUCCUUAUUGGCAACCAGGACCUCCAGGACCUCCAGCACCUCCCCAGAAUCGAAGAGAAAGGCCAUCAUCAUUCAGGGAUCGUCAGCGUUCGCCUAUUGCACUUCCUGUGAAGCAGGAGCCUCCACAAAUUGAUGCAGUAAAACGCAGGACUCUUCCCGCUUGGAUUCGCGAAGGUCUUGAAAAAAUGGAACGUGAAAAGCAGAAGAAAUUGGAGAAAGAAAGAAUGGAACAACAACGUUCACAAUUGUCCAAAAAAGAAAAAAAGGCCACAGAAGAUGCUGAAGGAGCGGAUGGCCCUCGUUUACCUCAGAGAAGUAAAUUUGAUAGUGAUGAGGAAGAAGAAGACACUGAAAAUGUUGAGGCUGCAAGUAGUGGGAAAGUCACCAGAAGUCCUUCCCCAGUUCCUCAAGAAGAGCACAGUGACCCUGAGAUGACUGAAGAGGAGAAAGAGUAUCAAAUGAUGUUGCUGACAAAAAUGCUUCUGACAGAAAUUCUACUGGAUGUCACAGAUGAAGAAAUUUAUUACGUAGCCAAAGAUGCACACCGCAAAGCAACGAAAGGUGGACUGGGUGGUUAUGGAUCAGGAGACAGUGAAGAUGAGAGGAGUGACAGAGGAUCUGAGUCAUCUGACACUGAUGAUGAAGAAUUACGGCAUCGAAUCCGGCAAAAACAGGAAGCUUUUUGGAGAAAAGAAAAAGAACAGCAGCUAUUACAUGAUAAACAGAUGGAAGAAGAAAAGCAGCAAACAGAAAGGGUUACAAAAGAGAUGAAUGAAUUUAUCCAUAAAGAGCAAAAUAGUUUAUCACUACUAGAAGCAAGAGAAGCAGACGGUGAUGUGGUUAAUGAAAAGAAGAGAACUCCAAAUGAAACCACAUCAGUUUUAGAACCAAAAAAAGAGCAUAAAGAAAAAGAAAAACAAGGAAGGAGUAGGUCGGGAAGUUCUAGUAGUGGUAGUUCCAGUAGCAAUAGCAGAACUAGUAGUACUAGUAGUACUGUCUCUAGCUCUUCAUACAGUUCUAGCUCAGGUAGUAGUCGUACUUCUUCUCGGUCUUCUUCUCCUAAAAGGAAAAAGAGACACAGUAGGAGUAGAUCUCCAACAAUCAAAGCUAGACGUAGCAGGAGUAGAAGCUACUCUCGCAGAAUUAAAAUAGAGAGCAAUAGGGCUAGGGUAAAGAUUAGAGAUAGGAGGAGAUCUAAUAGAAAUAGCAUUGAAAGAGAAAGACGACGAAAUCGGAGUCCUUCCCGAGAGAGACGUAGAAGUAGAAGUCGCUCAAGGGAUAGACGAACCAAUCGUGCCAGUCGCAGUAGGAGUCGAGAUAGGCGUAAAAUUGAUGAUCAACGUGGAAAUCUUAGUGGGAACAGUCAUAAGCAUAAAGGUGAGGCUAAAGAACAAGAGAGGAAAAAGGAGAGGAGUCGAAGUAUAGAUAAAGAUAGGAAAAAGAAAGACAAAGAAAGGGAACGUGAACAGGAUAAAAGAAAAGAGAAACAAAAAAGGGAAGAAAAAGAUUUUAAGUUCAGUAGUCAGGAUGAUAGAUUAAAAAGGAAACGAGAAAGUGAAAGAACAUUCUCUAGGAGUGGUUCUGUAUCUGUUAAAAUCAUAAGACAUGAUUCUAGACAGGAUAGUAAGAAAAGUACUACCAAAGAUAGUAAAAAACAUUCAGGCUCUGAUUCUAGUGGAAGGAGCAGUUCUGAGUCUCCAGGAAGUAGCAAAGAAAAGAAGGCUAAGAAGCCUAAACAUAGUCGAUCGCGAUCCAUGGAGAAAUCUCAAAGGUCUGGUAAGAAGGCAAGCCGCAAACACAAGUCUAAGUCCCGAUCAAGGUAGUAUACUUUUUAAAGUAUUUUGUCUGAUUUUUAAAAAAAUUUGACUGAAUUUAUUCAAAGUUGAAAGUGUCCUUUCUCUCUCUCUUUAAUAAACUCAGUUUGGUACUUGAUAAAUAAUCAUAGUCUUAAAUGUUAGAAAUCCUAUAUAAUAUUAUUUAUUUAAAAUUGCAGAUUUUUAGUUUAAAAUACAUUUUUAUUUUUAAAUUUUGUCUUUUCCCUUUUUUUUCAGAUCAACAACCCCUCCCCGUCGUAAACGCUGAGGAAUGAUGUGGCAAGAAUGCCAUGAUGUUGUUUAAAAAAAUUCCAUGAGUUUUAAGGGCUUGUCUCAUUAUAGAGGCACAUUGUGGCUGUGUAGGUGAAACCAGAAUCUUUUUUUUUUUAAUCUGUAAAUAGGUGUACUUUUUCCAAUGCUGCUCCAAGUUACUUAAUAGGAUUUCUUUGUAUUACGUUUUUUUUUUUCAAAAAAUAUAGUGCAUAAUAAGACUAUAAACAUGCCAUUCUCUUUCAGCUGUAAUGUUCUUAAAAUUAUUCUUGAAUGUACUGUGAUGUCAAUAAAGCUCUUUAGUUCAUUUUUGUUAAA